UUGAUGAGUUAAUUCCAUUGCUCAAAGAGAAGUUCCCUGAAUUUGAUUUGGAGAAAAAAGAUUGUUUUCAAGAGCCUGUUGUGGACUGUAGUAACAGACCUUGCAUUAAAAAAGAAUGUCGUGAAUCUUCAUGGAUUGGAUCAGUCUUGUAUUUCUAUGGUAGGAGAACAAAUGAGUCACUAGAAGUUUUGCUAGAAAAGAGUAUUCCAAUACAGAAGAAUUAUUUUAAAGCUACAUCUGAUUUUGUGAAGACUCCAGUUCCAGAAAAAGGUUGGAAAAUGGUGGAAAAACUGUUCUUGGAAGAAGAAAGACCUCAGAUGAUAAUGGAGCCAUUAGGUGGAAAAUUAGAUGAAAUUUCAGAAUCUGAAAUUCCAUUCUCGCAUAGAAAGGGCAAUUUGUAUAAUAUUCAGUAUUUGGUCAACUGGGGUGAUAAUAGUGAGAGUGUAUCAAGUCAGAAGAUAGCAUGGAUGAGGAAACUCUACAAGAAAAUGGGGCCAUAUGUUGCAAAAUCUCCAAGAACUGCUUAUCUGAAUUACAGGGACCUUGAUUUUGGAACAAACCAAGAGGACUACAGCUAUUCCAAGGCCAAAAUCUGGGGUGAAAAAUACUUUAAUGGCAACUUUGAGAGAUUGGCCAAAAUAAAGAGUAAGGUGGAUCCCAGCAAUUUUUUCAGAAAUGAACAAAGUAUUCCACCUUAUCAUACUUAA
This is a messenger RNA of Nicotiana tabacum (common tobacco), 707 nucleotides long. RefSeq names its product berberine bridge enzyme-like 22. The record is from RefSeq and is a predicted model, not a curated record. Gene Ontology annotation, molecular function: FAD binding; oxidoreductase activity. NCBI's taxonomy places the organism in Eukaryota, Viridiplantae, Streptophyta, Magnoliopsida, Solanales, Solanaceae.